AUGAAAGGCUUCCUCGGCUUGACCGUGCUCCCGCUGCUCGCAGCUGCGGCGCCUAGCUUCUCCGCAGAGUCUAUCCACAACGGAGCUGCCCCUAUCCUUUCAUCUACACAUGCAGAGGAGAUCCCAGACAGCUAUAUUGUCGUGUUCAAGAAGCAUGUCGACCCCUCGGCCGCUUCUGCUCAUCACAGCUGGGUGCAGGACAUCCACGCAAGCAACAGCCGCCAGGAGCUGAAGAAGCGUUCGCUUUUUGGCUUCGAUUCUGAGGCAUAUCUGGGCCUCAAGCACACCUUCCACGUAGCUGAUUCACUCAUGGGAUAUUCCGGUCACUUCCACGAAGAUGUGAUCGAACAGGUCCGCCGCCACCCGGAUGUUGAGUACAUCGAGAAGGACUCUGAAGUCCGCACAAUGAAUGCCAAAGUGGAAAAAGACGCCCCUUGGGGUCUGGCUCGUAUCUCGCACCGUGAUAGCCUCUCUUUCGGUACCUUUAACAAGUACCUGUAUGCUGCUGAAGGCGGUGAGGGCGUUGAUGCCUACGUGAUUGACACUGGUACCAACAUCGAGCACGUUGAUUUUGAGGGCCGUGCCACCUGGGGUAAGACCAUCCCCGUUGGUGACGAAGAUGAGGAUGGAAACGGCCACGGAACUCACUGCUCCGGUACUAUCGCUGGCGCCAAGUACGGUGUCGCUAAGAAGGCCAACGUUUACGCUGUCAAGGUGCUCCGCUCUAAUGGCUCGGGUUCUAUGUCCGAUGUCGUCAAGGGUGUUGAGUGGGCUGCCGAGGCUCACAUCAAGAAAACCAAGGACUCUAAGGCUGGCAAGGUCAAGGGUUUCAAAGGCAGCGUUGCUAACAUGAGUCUGGGUGGCGGUAGCUCGGUCACUCUCGAUCGCGCUGUCAACGCUGCUGUCGAUGCUGGUAUCCACUUUGCUGUUGCAGCUGGUAACGACAACGCCGAUGCUUGCAACUAUUCUCCCGCUGCUGCUGAGAAAGCUGUCACCGUUGGUGCCUCCACCUUGGAGGACUCGCGUGCUUACUUCUCCAACUACGGAAAGUGCACUGACAUCUUCGCCCCUGGCCUGAACAUUAAGUCCACCUGGACCGGCAGCAAGCACGCCGUGAACAUCAUUUCUGGUACUUCCAUGGCCUCGCCCCACAUCGCUGGUCUUCUGGCCUACUACGUUUCUCUCCAGCCUGCCUCUGACUCUGCUUACGCGGUCGAGGGUAUCACUCCUAAGAAGCUUAAGGAAGCUUUGAUCACCAUUGCCACCCAGGAUACCCUCACCGACAUUCCUUCUGACACCCCUAACCUGCUCGCUUGGAACGGUGGUGGUUCAUCCAACUACACCGAGAUUAUUGCCCAGGGUGGUUACAAGGCCGGUGAGGCCAAGGUUGAGGACCGUGUUCGCAAGAUCGUCGGCGAUGCUGAGAAGCUUCUCCACAAGGAGCUGGGUGCUAUCUACAGCGAGAUCCACGAUGCUGUUGUCGUCUAG
Messenger RNA from Penicillium chermesinum, 1488 nucleotides. RefSeq names its product S8 family peptidase. The coding region runs from base 1 to 1488 and encodes 495 amino acids. The transcript has 3 exons. Gene Ontology annotation, molecular function: serine-type endopeptidase activity. Gene Ontology annotation, biological process: proteolysis. The record is from RefSeq and is a predicted model, not a curated record. Lineage: Eukaryota; Fungi; Ascomycota; Eurotiomycetes; Eurotiales; Aspergillaceae.